UUAACGGCGUGAGUCUGCAGUGGGUGUAGUGUAGUAGUUGGCAUUACUGUGAGCUCCCGCAGGCAGCAGCAGCACUCAUAGAGCUUGCGAGCGAGUGGUCACUUGGCCACAGUUAUCGCCGUUUCCCCGCCGAGAUCUCUCAAUCUCCGACGACUCAGAUACCUCUAUUAAUUUUUGUUCCUCCGGUUAGGUUAGGCUAUAAUACGUAGUUUUUCCUUAUUUAUGGCUUCGGAGAAUGUGAAGACCGGGGAUUCGGCCGUGACGACGAUCGUCAAUCUCGCCGAGGAGGCCAAGCUCGCCAGGGAAGGCGUCGUCAAGGCUCCCAGCUACGCCCUCGCCAGCAUCUGCAAGUCGCUCGUCGCCGGUGGCGUCGCCGGAGGAGUGUCACGUACUGCAGUUGCUCCUCUGGAACGAUUGAAAAUUUUGCUGCAGGUCCAGAAUCCUCAUAACAUUAAAUACAACGGAACAGUACAAGGCCUAAAAUAUAUAUGGAGAACUGAAGGAUUCCGUGGACUUUUCAAAGGGAAUGGUACUAAUUGUGCUAGAAUUGUCCCUAAUUCUGCUGUGAAGUUCUUCAGUUAUGAGCAAGCUUCUAAAGGUAUACUGCAUCUGUAUAAGCAGCAAACUGGAAAUGAGGAUGCUCAGCUGACUCCUCUUUUACGCCUUGGAGCUGGAGCUUGUGCUGGAAUAAUUGCUAUGUCUGCAACUUAUCCAAUGGAUAUGGUUCGAGGCAGGAUUACUGUGCAGACUGAGGCAUCCCCAUAUCAGUACAGAGGAAUGUUUCAUGCUUUGUCUACUGUGCUCAGGGAAGAAGGUGCUCGUGCUUUAUAUAAGGGUUGGCUUCCUUCAGUUAUUGGAGUUAUUCCUUAUGUAGGUCUCAACUUUGCUGUCUAUGAGUCUCUGAAAGAUUAUUUAAUUAAAUCCAACCCAUUUGAUCUAGUUGAAAAUUCUGAGUUGAGUGUGACAACACGCCUGGCUUGUGGUGCUGCUGCUGGAACUGUUGGACAAACUGUUGCUUACCCUCUUGAUGUUAUUCGUCGAAGAAUGCAGAUGGUUGGUUGGAACCACGCUGCUUCUGUUCUAACUGGUGAUGGAAGAGGCAAAGUCCCACUUGAAUACACUGGAAUGAUUGAUGCAUUCAGAAAAACUGUUCAGCACGAGGGAUUUGGUGCAUUAUACAAGGGUCUGGUGCCCAACUCUGUAAAGGUGGUCCCAUCGAUAGCAAUUGCAUUCGUAACAUAUGAGGUUGUGAAAGACGUUUUAGGAGUUGAGAUCAGAAUAUCCGACUAAAGUUUGAUAACCACACAUCUGUUCACCUGGUGUGGUUUUUCAUUUUUUUUCUUUUUUGUAGGCAAGGGGAUGCAGAGAUGGUUACUUACAGUUAUUUUCUUGUUUUUCAUCUCUCCAAGGAUGAGUUUAGAAACUCUUAGAGAUAGUGUCCAUAAAUUUAUUCCCUUGUUCUAUUCGUUUUCCUUGUUCUAUUUGUCCAUAAUAAGUGUUGUGGAAAAACAAUGCAAGGACAUAUCUUCCUAGCUUUCUGCACUAGUUGAGAAAGCAUUUUUCUUAGUGGAUUUUGCAUCAACUUAAAUUUUUUAGUGGAAUUAUUAGUUUUGAAUGAUUUCAUUACAGCGUAUGCUGCUGUGACAAUGUUUAUUACUCUUCUUUUGGGAGUCAAUUAGAAAUAGCAGGGUUGGACGAACACUUUA
This is a messenger RNA of Glycine soja, 1706 nucleotides long. Its product is annotated as mitochondrial adenine nucleotide transporter ADNT1-like. The record is from RefSeq and is a predicted model, not a curated record. The transcript is spliced from 8 exons. Lineage: Eukaryota; Viridiplantae; Streptophyta; Magnoliopsida; Fabales; Fabaceae. Bases 223 to 1290 code for a protein of 355 amino acids. Gene Ontology annotation, biological process: transmembrane transport.